Messenger RNA from Epinephelus lanceolatus (giant grouper), 2437 nucleotides. Its product is annotated as solute carrier family 28 member 3-like. Lineage: Eukaryota; Metazoa; Chordata; Actinopteri; Perciformes; Serranidae. Gene Ontology annotation, cellular component: plasma membrane. The record is from RefSeq and is a predicted model, not a curated record. Gene Ontology annotation, biological process: pyrimidine nucleoside transport; purine nucleoside transmembrane transport. Gene Ontology annotation, molecular function: pyrimidine- and adenosine-specific:sodium symporter activity.
AGGAAGAGAAUGGAGCUGAAUGGAAUAGCAAAGAAGAGUCGGAAAAGGGGUGAAGACAACACAGCCUUUGAACCAGAGGAGCAGGGUCAGAUAUACAUUGAAGUGGACAGUUCUCCCGAAGCUGCGGAUGAUGCACGCGACAAGCCAGAACAACAUAACAAAAGCUUGCUUGAGAAGAAAAUGGAGGCAUUCCAGGGCUGUUUGGCAAAGCACAAAGACCAGAUCCGCCUGAUUAAACGCCUGGUUUUAGGAGCAGGCCUCAUUGCCAUAGUGAUAGCGGCAUGUGUCCUGAACUUCAACCGGGCUGUUGUGCUGCUGGUCAUCUCCUUGGUAACCGUAUUCUUCCUGGUCUGGGAUUGGAUGAUGGGCCGCUAUGGCGACCGGGUGUGGGAGGAGCUCUCUCCUAUCAGAGACCUUCUCGGCAAAAACUGGUUUUGGAUCAAAUGGGUCUUGUGUGUGUUACUGCUGGUGUUCGUGGUGUGCUGGCUGGCACUGGACACGGCCCAGCAAGGGACCAGACAGCUUGUGUCUUUCUUUGGUUUGCUGCUCCUCAUCUUCUUAAUGCUGCUGUUCUCCAAACACCCAUUCAGGUGGUGUUGGCAAACUUUAAUCUGUGGGGUCGGGCUACAGUUUGUCUUUGGUCUGCUGAUCCUAAGGACAAAGCUUGGCUUAAAUGGACUGCAAUGGCUUGGAAAACAAGUCGAGACUUUUAUGUCGUUCACAGAUGUUGGGUCUAAGUUUGUGUUUGGUCCAAAUUACAGAGACCACCUCUUCGUCUUCCAGGUGAUGCCUAUACUGGUUUUUAUAAGCUCCGUCGUCUCCAUCCUCUACUACGUUGGCUUCAUGCCCUGGCUCAUUUGCAAGAUUGGAUUCGUAAUGCAGGUUACCAUGGCAACAUCUGCACCAGAAUCAAUGGCCGCAGCUGGAAAUAUAUUCUUGGGACAGACAGACUCACCUCUCUUGAUCCGUCCGUACAUCAGUGGACUAACUUGCUCUGAGAUGCAUGCUGUGAUGGCAGGAGGCAUGGCCGGCGUCUCUGGUACCAUUUUGGGAGCCUAUAUCUCCUUUGGGAUUGAGGCAACACACUUGUUGACAGCAACACUGAUGUCUGCUCCAGCCUCCCUGGCCAUCGCCAAGAUGUUCUGGCCUGAAACAGAGACGCCCAGUGUAUCAACCAGUGAUGACCUCCAGCUGGACCAUGGAGACAGUAAGAACGUGUUUGAGGCAGCAUCCCAAGGUGCAUCUUCUGCAGUGGGUUUAGUGGCCAACAUUGUUACCAACCUCAUUGCCUUCAUGGCACUGUUAGCCUUUUUAAAUGCUGUCCUCGCCUGGCUGGGCGGGAUGUUGGACUGUCCACAGCUCAGCUUCUCGCUCAUCUGCUCAUACGUGUUCAUGCCUCUCUCGUUCAUGAUGGGUGUUUCCUGGGAGGACAGUUUCAUUGUUGCUGAACUGAUUGGCAUCAAGACAUUUAUCAAUGAGUUUAUUGCCUAUAAGAAGUUGUCAGAGUUAAUUAAGAGGCGGAAAUCAGGAGGACCAGAAUAUGUGGGCAACGUAAAGCAGUAUAUUUCUGUCCACUCUGAAACCAUUGCGACCUACGCUUUGUGUGGAUUUUCCAACUUUGCUUCGAUGGGGAUAGCGAUCGGGGCGAUGACGUCCUUGGCUCCAGACAGACGGACUGACAUUUCCGAUUGUGCCCUCAGAUCUCUGAUUGCAGGCAGCGUCUCCUGUUUCAUGACGGCUUGUAUUGCAGGUACGUUGUACAUCCCUAAUCUUCAGUGUCCACAUUUCCUGAGCACAGAGUUCAUCAACACCAACGUGACCAGCAGCUCACAACUAGUCACCUGCUGCACACAACUCUAUAACAGUGUGACGGUGUAUGAGCCGUGGAACGUGACGAUCGGAGCAGGAUUCAGUCAGAGCAGCCUGCAACGCUGCUGUGCACUCACACCCCCCACACACUUCAACUGCAGCCUGGUGCUUUGAAUCACUGUGAACAAAAACACACACCUCCGUGUUGCAUCAUAUCCAUCAGGCCACCACGGACCAGUCAGGCAGACUGGUUUGACUGGCAGACUGAUUGUCCAAGCAACUGGCUCAUUAAUCCUGACAGCGAUGAUAAGACCGGACAAAAAGGAGGGUAUCAAGGUUGUGCACUUUUCAACAACUGCAUGUGUGAGACAAGCAUGCAGUCACAGAGACGGCGAAUGACAGUCUCUUCAUUAAAUUCGCCACAAGCUAAAGGUCAGAUGGCUCCCUUCUCGACGGGCAGGAGGUGUGUUCACAUGUGUGAAUUUCACACACCCACAGAGAGGGAACAUUAGACAUCAGCCAUCAGACACUUGACACACGGGACAUUUUUAGGUGCUGUCAUAGGCGUUUGUAGCCCAUUUUUGGGGGUGCUGAAGCACCCCGAAAUUGAAUCCCAGCACCCCUAAAA